AUCUAUACAAAUGUACCUCUUUGGAUUUGUCAAAGCGCUUGACGUUGGCAAUGUAAAUCGUUGCUUUUUUUGUGGACAAAUGUGUUGUAGUUUGAAGAAACCUAAUAUAAGCCACAAGUAAACAUACUUUUAUGUUGGGAAGGUGCUAGCAGUUCAGCGCUGUCUGGUUUUUACGUUAAGUGUAGUUCGUUAUUCAUUAUAUAACGCUGUUAGCGUCUUGUUGCUUUCUGUAGCGAACCGGACUGACGUGGAACCUUGGGUGAUAGAACACCAUGGAUUGUUCAUACAUGGAACCGAGUCUGUACACUGUGAAAGGCAUUGCAAUACUUGACAAUGAUGGAAAUAGGAUCCUUGCAAAAUACUAUGACAAAAAUAUAUUUCCAUCUGCGAAAGAGCAAAAAACUUUUGAAAAAAAUCUUUUCACCAAGACGCACAGGGCUAAUGCAGAAAUUAUAAUGUUGGAUGGUUUGACAUGUGUGUACAGGUCAAACGUUGAUCUUUUUUUCUAUGUAAUGGGCAGUUCCCAAGAGAAUGAGUUAAUUCUUGUGAGUGUACUGAAUUGCCUGUAUGACGCUGUCAGUCAGAUCCUUAGAAAAAAUGUGGAAAAACGAGUUGUCCUGGAAAACUUGGAUAUAGUAAUGCUGGCUCUGGAUGAAAUUUGUGAUGGAGGGAUUAUUAUGGAAGCAGAUCCAUCUGCCCUUGUUUCAAGAGUUGCUUUGAGAGUGGAUGACAUUCCUCUUGGUGAUCAGACUGUCUCUCAGGUCUUCCAGUCAGCGAAAGAACAGUUCAAAUGGCCCAUUCUAAAAUGAUGGAGGCUGACAUAGGCUGGCAGAGCCAGUAUGAAAAGUGAUUAGAGGAAAAUUGAAAGUGUACAGGCAGUGGGAUUGUGCAUUAAAAGAUUGACAGUCUAUGAAAAGUAUAUGUUUGUAGAAGUGAGAUGGACUUGCUGCAGUGAACAAACAUUUGGUGUUUUGUGGAUGAAACGUGUAAUGUUGAAAGUGUUGGUGCCUUGUAAUUGGAGUGACUUGUUGCUCAUGUACACUUUUUUUUGAACAGCCAUUCCCUUCCCUGAAGGGUCCUUAUUAAAUAGACAUUACCUCAAACAUAUUUUUUAUAGAUGUUAUCCUCCCCUUGGCCUUCUCACUCAGUGUUUUACUCCAGUUAAGUUUUGAACAUUUUAUUUUGCAUUCAUUGUAUACCAUUCAUGUUUUGCUUAAUGCCCAGAUGUUAUGAAGCAAUCCCAUUGGAUAGCUUUUACAUUUUAUUGUGUGUUUUAUGGCAUGCACCAUCCACAUUUUCAGUACUUUGGCUACGGCUGCUUUUUUUGUGUAAUUAUAUGAGUCAGUUGCAUUAUACUUGCUUUCAAGACAGAGUAUGUGAUGUCCAUUUUGAUGUGAAAUAACUAGUAGUACACAACAGUAUUACAGUGCAAUUUGAAGCAGCAUAGAAGAAUUAAUCAGAUGAAACAAAUUGAAAAAAGUCAAGUUUGUGUCAACAUUUGUGAUAAAGAAUGUUUGUUAUAAUAAGAACAUUGUUCACCUUUAAGUUCCAGUGGUUGUAGAACAGACAGUUUCGUCAGUGUUGUGUAGAUACUAGUGAGAAAUUUCCAUUCUGAAAAUGUGCCUGCAAGGCACCUCACGAAGAAUAGCAAAAUGUGGGGGAGAAAAAAGAGAGACCUUGUACUUUUUAUUUCUCUAUAGGCAAGAUGAGAUUUGAUUGAAGAAAGUGCCUAAUUUGGAAGUAUCAGAAGUAAAAUUUGGUAAUUUCAUUUCUUCAAUGAAAUUAUUCCCAGAAUAUUGUAUGAUAGGUGCAAGUGAUAACGUGUUUGGAUUUGUGGUUUAUCAUUCACUGGUCCUUAUGGGAAAAAAGACAAAAUACAAAUCUAAUUUACUGAUAUACCAUUGUGGAAAUGUUAGUACCAUACUUUUUCUGUCAGUCAUUGUGUAGUACCAUACUAAAAUAAUUGUUUCAUUGGAUAUAAAUUACAGUUUUAAUUACAGGAUGGGUAAUUAAAAACUAUCAUCCUCAUGAUAGACUAACUACCCAAUUUUCCUGUUCCAUUUGUUGGUGGUAAGAAGGGAAAGAAAAAGAUUGUUUGUACCAUUUUGUGUAACCCUGAAUUACUUUAAUGUUUGUUAUGGUUGCAUAAGAUUUAUGUUGGAAGAGGUUUUUCCACUUUCUGGUCACUGAGCAUAUGAUUAAACUGUAUAGGUCUA
Schistocerca gregaria is the source of this 2216-nucleotide messenger RNA. RefSeq names its product coatomer subunit zeta-1 (gene zetaCOP). Bases 273 to 809 code for a protein of 178 amino acids. Gene Ontology annotation, biological process: intra-Golgi vesicle-mediated transport; retrograde vesicle-mediated transport, Golgi to endoplasmic reticulum; intracellular protein transport. The record is from RefSeq and is a predicted model, not a curated record. Gene Ontology annotation, cellular component: COPI vesicle coat. The transcript is spliced from 5 exons. NCBI's taxonomy places the organism in Eukaryota, Metazoa, Arthropoda, Insecta, Orthoptera, Acrididae.